Molecule: messenger RNA, 1671 nt
Organism: Hyaloperonospora brassicae
Lineage: Eukaryota; Oomycota; Peronosporomycetes; Peronosporales; Peronosporaceae
Source: the annotation of a GenBank genome assembly
AUGUCCACGAACGUCACGGUAGAGCGGCCAAUCCGGAGCCCGUACUGCAACAACAAGGAGUCGUUCCUUGGUGUGGGGAACACCGAGUGCUUGCACGAUAACAUUGAGACGGCGGUGAUUCUGCUCGCAGUCAUUGUGGUCGUGUCGAUUGGCGUGGAAAAGCUGAUCCACCACAUUCGCGGCUCUAUCAAGUGUCCGCAGCUCGGCAAGAUUGUCAACCGCAUGUUUGAGGAGAUCAUGAUCAUGGGGUUCCUCUCCAUGACCAUCUUUGCGCUCAACACGAGCGGUGCCAUGGUGUCGCUCACGCUGAACGAGCUCACGCCGUACGAGAAUCUCCGCUUCUACGAGUUCUUCCACUACAUUGUGUUCCUCACGAUGAUUUACUUCAUCAUCAUCGUCUUGCUGCUACUGUUCAUUGGUACCGUCGUGCCCAAGCUGAUUUGGGACAUCAAAAAGUCGCCCGACCACUGCAAUGAUGGCACCGUCGACAUCCACGGCAACGACACGUACGACACGCGAGACCCAAGUUUCAGCACCGGCUUUAGCAGCGAUUGUACUGGUAACAACCAUCGCAUGCGCCACUCCUUCAUCCGGGGCACAUCGUUUCUGGACCGUGAACUCAAUCCUCACGGCAGGAGCAGUAGUUUCACUGGUGACGCCGAACAUGGACCACAUGCCGACUACUACCUCUCUGUGCAGUCCCAGCAAAACUUUGACGAGGACGGCGUGUACCACAUGAUGGCGAAUCGAGAACGCGCAUUGUCCGGCACGGACCUCGUCAUUGGCUCACGAGCAUACAAUCUUCUUCUCCAGCGAUACCAACGGGAAGGAUGGUGCUUGCGCAUCAACAUUCACAAGCAAUGGAACUUGUGGAAGAGCUUUGAAAUCCUCGCGUACAACAUCUGCCAGAACCGAAGCGGGUACAUCUACAAGAACCCUGUGGAGAUGGAACGACUAUUUGGGAUCCGGCCGGCUGCUCAAGUUUACCACUCCAGACUUCAAAAGUUAGCCGGUGGCUACAAUGCACACGACGUGCAUCGCGAAGAACCCAUGACAUACGCCAAGUACCAUGUGCUCUGUAUGCGCAACAUGCUGCUCCACAUGACCCAUAUCCCUCCAAGCGCAUACCUGAUCUUCAUCGUCAUCUGCCUGUUGCCAACGCUCUUUCCUGACAAGGAUCGAUGGAUCUUCAUGGGCGUGGGGUUUAUCCUGCUGAUGGUGAACGUUGUCGUUUUCUUCAAGGUGCUGAAGAUCUUGCGCGGGAUCGUAGACGACCGUCUCCACGUCAUUUCUAAACGAGAAAUUGACGCGCGAUUCACGAAAGUGCUGGUGGAAUCUCUCGCCGUCUCACGUCAAAGCGCCAACAGGCUGCACUUGCUUUGUCACCCGACUCGAGCGGCGAGGAGCACGACUCAUCGGCUGGGAGAGGGCUCAAAAAAACUGCGGACUCCGUCCAAACGGGGAAUCAAGUUGUUCAAGUCAACUGCGCUUGCUGUCCGUGCUGUUAUUCGCAUGCAGAUGUCUGCACUUUGUCACCGGCAACUGCAUUACCACGACGACCGGUUCUGGUUCCACAGCCCCACGUUUUUGCUGCGCAUGUUCCAGUUCACUUCACAAUCGGUCAAGCUUUCUACCUGGUUUGGUUUUCGCUCGUUGAAAUUGCGAACUUGA